AUGGCCCCUACCAAGCAAAAAGUCCACACAUCUACCGGCGGCAAGACUCCUCAGAAGCAGCUGGCGAUGAAGACUGCUCGUAAGUCUGUUCCGACGACCGACGAAGUGAAGAAGCCCCACAAGUUCAGGUCGGGACUUGUGCCUCUUCAAUUAGUGUCUUGUCUGGUACCUUCGAAACACGACGUCCUUCGCCUCCUGAACCAUGCACCACCACAGCUAUCCCUCACCCCUAUUCUGGAACCACUGUGCGCGUCAUCCAAAUUCUCCACUUAA
Sphenostylis stenocarpa is the source of this 273-nucleotide messenger RNA. Lineage: Eukaryota; Viridiplantae; Streptophyta; Magnoliopsida; Fabales; Fabaceae. The record is from the annotation of a GenBank genome assembly.